AUGGCACCUACUGCACCUUUCAACCCGCCUGCUGCUGACCUGCCGGGCAAGCCAUCGGUUCCAGCAUGGAACCCCCCUCCGGUCACGAAAGAGAAGCAUGACUUUGCCGAGCUGAGCUCAAUUGACUUGUCUCUGCUUGACUCGGAUGACCCAAAAGUCGUCGAUGCCCUGGUGAACCAGGUAAAGAGGGCCAUCCGUGAGGAUGGCUUUCUGUUCCUUGAGAACUACGGCAUCUCUCUUGAGCAGCUCCACCGCCAGUUUGCCCUAGCCCAGUACCUGUACAACAAUAUCACCGAAGAAGAUAAAGAGAGACUUAUCUUCGACCCGGACACGGGACGAUGGUCUGGAUACAAGCACCCAUAUGGGUUCAAGCGUCAUCGUGGAGUCCCCGAUGGUAUCGAGCAGUUCAACUGGUACAACCGCGAGUGGCAAGACAUCAACCGUAUCCCCACGUGCCUGCACCCCUUCAUGGACGAGAUUGAGGAGUUCUGCAACUACCUGACAAAGUCGGUCAACCGGCGGAUCCUGAAACUCUUCUCCCGCGUGCUGGAGCUGCCCGAUGACUACCUCUGGGACAAUGUCCAGUCGCAUGGCAGCCCGACCGGUGAGGGCUACUUCCGCCACGCCCUCUUCCGUCCGGUGGAGCAGUCAACCCGCGAGAAGUCCAAGGGCCUCCGGAUGCACGGUCACACCGACUUCGGGCUCACCACGCUGCUGUUCUCUGUGCCCAUCUCCUGUCUGCAGAUCUGGGGCCAGGACGAGAAGUGGUACUACGUGCCCUACAAGCCCGGCGCGCUUGUCAUCAACAUCGGUGACACCCUCGAGAUUGUCUCUGGCGGUCACUUCAAGGCGACUCGCCACCGAGUCUUCACGCCUCCGGCUGAUCAGCUGCACGAGGAGCGCCUUUCACUGGUGCUUUUCAACAGCUCCGUCGGUGAUCUGCGCAUGGCACCCGCAGCCUCUUCACCACUGAUCCAACGGGAAGGCUGUGUCGAGGAACAAGGCGUCUACAAGGAAUUCAAGAGGCUCACCGAGCAAGGACAGCUUGUGCCCACAAACCGCCAGUGGCGGGAGAUGCAGAUUGCGCAGGCCACAGACCCGACGGACACAGAGCGCAACCGCGUCGGCGCCGACCAGAUCGUCGUCAACGGCAAGCUCAUGCAACAACGAGAGUAUAUGGGUGUCAGGGUUGUCCUGCCGGUGUGA
Diaporthe citri is the source of this 1206-nucleotide messenger RNA. RefSeq lists its product as uncharacterized. The transcript is spliced from 4 exons. The record is from RefSeq and is a predicted model, not a curated record. Gene Ontology annotation, molecular function: dioxygenase activity. The coding region runs from base 1 to 1206 and encodes 401 amino acids. NCBI's taxonomy places the organism in Eukaryota, Fungi, Ascomycota, Sordariomycetes, Diaporthales, Diaporthaceae.